CACCCUCCUUGCGUUCCUUCACCCUCCUUGCGUUCCUUCACCCUCCUUGCGUUCCUUCACCCUCCUUGCGUUUCUUCACCCUCCUUGCGUUCCUUCACCCUCCUUGCGUUUCUUCACCCUCCUUGCGUUCCUUUACCCUCCUUGCGUUCCUUCACCCUCCUUGCGUUCCUUCACCCUCCUUGCGUUCCUUCACCCUCCUUGGUUCCUUCACCCUCCUUGCGUUCCUUCACCCUCCUUUCGUUCCUUCACCGUCCUUGCGUUCCUUCACCCUCCUUGCGUUCCUUUACCCUCCUUGCGUUCCUUAACCCUCCUUGCGUUCCUUCAGCCUCCUUGCGUUCCUUCACCCUCCUUGCGUUUCUUCACCCUCCUUGCGUUCCUUCACCCUCCUUGCGUUCCUUCCCCCUUGCGUUCCUUCACCCUCCUUGCGUUCCUUCACCCUCCUUGCGUUCCUUCACCCUCCUUGCGUUCCUUCACCCUCCUUGCGUUCCUUCACCCUCCUUGCGUUUCUUCACCCUCCUUGCGUUCCUUCACCCUCCUUGCGUUUCUUCACCCUCCUUGCGUUCCUUCACCCUCCUUGCGUUCCUUCACCCUCCUUGCGUUCCUUCACCCUCCUUGCGUUCCUUCACCCUCCUUGCGUUCCUUCACCCUCCUUGCGUUUCUUCACCCUCCUUUCGUUCCUUCACCGUCCUUGCGUUCCUUCACCCUCCUUGCGUUCCUUUACCCUCCUUGCGUUCCUUCACCCUCCUUGCGUUCCUUCACCCUCCUUGCGUUCCUUCACCCUCCUUGCGUUCCUUCACCCUCCUUGCGUUCCUUCACCCUCCUUGCGUUUCUUCACCCUCCUUGCGUUCCUUUACCCUCCUUGCGUUCCUUCACCCUCCUUGCGUUCCUUCACCCUCCUUGCGUUCCUUCACCCUCCUUGCGUUCCUUCACCCUCCUUGCGUUUCUUCACCCUCCUUUCGUUCCUUCACCGUCCUUGCGUUUCUUCACCCUCCUUGCGUUCCUUUACCCUCCUUGCGUUCCUUCACCCUCCUUGCGUUCCUUCACCCUCC
Closterium sp. NIES-67 is the source of this 1049-nucleotide messenger RNA. The record is from the annotation of a GenBank genome assembly. Lineage: Eukaryota; Viridiplantae; Streptophyta; Zygnematophyceae; Desmidiales; Closteriaceae.